Molecule: messenger RNA, 1610 nt
Organism: Dreissena polymorpha
Lineage: Eukaryota; Metazoa; Mollusca; Bivalvia; Myida; Dreissenidae
Product: coadhesin-like
Exons: 9
Coding region: 102-1526 (474 amino acids)
Source: RefSeq, a predicted model, not a curated record
AAUGUAGCUUCGUUCUGGAUUCAAUUCGAAAAUAGUUAUAAACGACGGUGAAAACGCUGGAGCAGACACUGGUCUCAGCGCUUUUUAGUCAGCAGGAUUGAAUGUUGACAAUGCUCAUAUUAUUGACAUUUCUGAUUUAUUUCAGUGGGACACUUGCAUUGGAUAAAGCAUGUCCGUUAAAGCCUAUGGACCUAAUCUUCGUCCUUGAUGGCUCUGACAGUGAAGGUCAGGAAAACUUCAACAAACAAUUAGCCUUCGUUGCGAACUACACUCACCAAUUCGAAAUCGGACAGAACAAAACUCGCGUUUCCGUAGUGACUUUUUCGUCAGAGGUGAAAAAUGAGUUUUACUUGGACAGAUACUAUGACAACAGCAGCCUCACCCAUGCAAUCGAGCAAACGCAUUAUCUAGGACAAUCGACAUUCACCCAUUUAGCACUCGACCAUGUUCGCCAACAAAGUUUAUCUCCAAACCAUGGCGCUGAAAGGGAUGUUUCAAAAUUAGUUUGUGUUCUAACGGAUGGAAUGUCCAUAGAUCAUUCCGCAACAAUAACGGCGGCAAUUCAGUUGAAGAAACAUCCAAACGUUACCGUGGUUGCAAUUGGCAUUGGAAUCCAUGUUGAUUACAAUGAGCUCCUUGCUAUCGCUAGUGAUGCCAACCACACAUUCCGGGUCGCAAACUUCGACGCUUUAAGUUCAAUCAAAGCAGAACUCACUAAGAAAACUUGUAGCGUUAUAGUCGAUGGUUCUUGGUCGCCGUGGUCACCAUGGUCACAGUGUGACGUCACGUGCGCACACGGUCACAUACAUCGGACACGCACUUGCACUAAUCCAUCUCCCGCCCUCGGGGGUCAGAACUGCUUUGGAUCGAACCAGGAAAAUAGAGUUUGCAAUCUUGCAAAAUGUCCAGGAGUUUGGACUCCAUGGUUCAAUGACCAGUGUUCUGUGACCUGUGGAAACGGGACCCUGACACGUGUACGUCACUGCUCCACUGGCCACAGCGAGGAUUGUGUGGGAAACAGCAGCGAAAUAGUUCACUGUCAAGAAAUGACUUGUAAAGGAGUUUGGUCCCCAUGGUUCAAUGAUCAGUGUUCUGUGACAUGUGGAAACGGGACCAUGACACGUGUACGUCGCUGCUCCACUGGCCACGUAGAGGAUUGUGUGGGAAACAGCAGCGAAAUAGUUCACUGUCAGGACAUGCCUUGCAAAGUGGAUGGGUCCUGGUCAUCUUGGUCACCAUGGUCACACUGUGACGUCACAUGUGCACAUGGUCACAUACAUCGGACACGCACAUGUACGAAUCCAGCUCCCGCCCUCGGGGGUCAGAACUGCUCUGGAGUCAGCCAUGAAACCAGCACGUGCACGCUUGCACAAUGUCCAAGUUGGAGUAAGUGGUUCCUUGGCGACUGCUCAGUGACCUGCGGUAACGGGACCUUGUCAAGGAUGAGGAUGUGUUCUUCCGGGCAUGACGAGGACUGCCCUGGGUCUGCCAUCGACACCGUGCCAUGCUCUAAACUUCCAUGUUGACGCAAUUACACUUAUGAAAUUCAAAAUGUCUGAAUAAUAUCAAGAUAUUAAAUUUUUUCAUAUGCAAAAUGUAGGUAAGAACAA